AGGGAAUUGAGUAGUUGUAUCCAACAGUGAGGUUUUCACCAACUAGUAAACUGACUGUUCUUUCCCUCUGACUACCGAAAAACAAGCAUGGAGGUGGAUUAUAUUUCAUACGAUGAUUACACUCCUGACAAUGAAACUGAGAACACCAACACUACAGUUGGAGUACUGAAUUUCAACAAUUCCCAGUCUUCUUUGACACACGUCCUUGUGGUUUUCAAUAUCCUCAUAACUGUUGUUGGCCUUGGAGGGAAUUCACUGGUGAUUUGGAUCUGUGGCUGGAAAAUGAAAAGAACAGUCAUCAACACCUGGUAUGUCAGUCUGGCCAUUUCAGACUUUUUGUUCUGUGCAUUUCUGCCACUGGAAGUAUUCUACAUGAUAACUUCUCACUGGCCUUUUGGACUUCUCUUGUGCAAGAUCACCUCCUCCGUCCUGUUCCUCAAUAUGCACAGCAGCGUGUUUCUGUUAGUUCUGAUCAGCACCGAUCGCUGUAUAAUGAUUUUAUUUCCCGUUUGGUCACAUAAUCAUCGGACUGUGCGAAAAGCGUUUGGAGUUGUCGUCCUCAUGUGGCUCCUCUCCGCACUCCUAACGUUGCCCUCAGUGAUCUUCAAACAAACCACGGUCCAUGGCUCAGUCAUUCAGUGCUACUCUGAUUAUAUGGACCAUUCUAGACACAAGGCAGUGGCUCUGACUCGAUUCAUCUGCGGGUUCCUGAUUCCUUUCCUAAUGAUUGUCUGCUGCUGCUCUGUGCUUGGUGUGAAGCUCAGAAGUUUGACCAUCAAAUCGACAAAGCCUUACAAAGUCAUGGUGGCACUCAUCUUUUCAUUUUUCAUCUGCUGUGUCCCCUACCAUACCUUUGUUCUUUUGGAGUUAGACUUGAAGAACCACAGGCUGCAUGUUCUCCAAGCUGGACUGAAGGUGGGAGCCACCCUGGCAGCAGCAAACAGCUUUAUAUCCCCAUUUCUAUACGUCUUUGUUGGUAACGACUUCAAACAAACCCUUAAGAGAACUUUGACAUCCAGGAUAGAGGAGGCAAUGAUAGAAGAUUUUCGCACAGGUUUAAAUCACUCAAGGUCUAAGUCAAUGGACAUCUUCCAGAAUUAGUGUUAGGCGUCAUCUAGAUAAUGGGUUUUAAGACCUAGUAGAUUUCAAGUCAUAUGUAAUAAACUUAGAUCUUGAUGCAUCUGUAUACACUUGGACAAACUUCACCUAUGUCGGAAUGGUCAGUGACAAUAAUAAUAAAAAACCUUUAAGUUCAGAUAUUUAUAUAUUUUGCAUUUAAAAGGUUUGUGUCUGUGGAUGAUUUGCUUUUGCGUCAUGUUUGCAAAUUGGCUUUAAAUUUGCCCACAUGGAACAAAUGAAUUGAAUCAAAUAUUUGAUUUGUAACCUUUUUAUAAUUUUAUAAUUUAUCAAAUUAGGACAUUUAAACUGUAACCUUCCAGUGUUGUGUUUUUCAUUGCAUUUGUGUUAUUUUAUACUAACUAAAGUCAAAAUUAUUAAACAUUUUCUGUA
This is a messenger RNA of Solea solea (common sole), 1509 nucleotides long. Its product is annotated as chemerin-like receptor 1. Gene Ontology annotation, cellular component: plasma membrane. Gene Ontology annotation, biological process: chemotaxis; inflammatory response; phospholipase C-activating G protein-coupled receptor signaling pathway. Lineage: Eukaryota; Metazoa; Chordata; Actinopteri; Pleuronectiformes; Soleidae. The record is from RefSeq and is a predicted model, not a curated record. The transcript is spliced from 2 exons. Bases 88 to 1101 code for a protein of 337 amino acids. Gene Ontology annotation, molecular function: complement receptor activity; G protein-coupled receptor activity.